AUGUCAUGGAACGGGUUUAAAAAAGCAGUAUCAAGAGCUUCUGGUUCAGUUACUACUAAACAAGUAGAUAAAACUAAUGAUAAAGAUUUUGAUAUUGAAGAAAGAAGAUAUAAUACUUUAAAAACAGCUGGUAAUAAUUUACAAAAAUCAGCCAAAGGUUAUUUGGAUAAUAUUCGAGCUGUUACCGCUUCUCAAGUUACUAUAAGUGAUAUUGUUUCAAAUUUAUAUGAAGAAAGUAAACAAGGUUCAUCAGCUUAUUCAAAUAUUGGUAGUUAUUAUUCUCAAGCUGUUAAAGAUUUUGAUGAAGAAACUGUUAAGCAAUUAGAUGGACCAUUUAGGGAAACUAUAUUGGAUCCAAUUACUAAAUUUUCAAAUUAUUUUAAAGAAAUUGAUGAAGCUAUAAAGAAAAGAAGUCAUAAAAAAGUUGAUUAUGAACAAUGUAAAUCAAAAGUUCGUAGAUUAAUUGAUAAACCAGCAAAAGAUGCCGGUAAAUUACCAAAGGCUGAAAAAGAAUUAUCAUUAGCUAAAGAAAUUUAUGAAGAUUUAAAUGAACAAUUAAAACAAGAAUUACCGCACUUAAUCUCAUUAAGAGUACCAUAUUAUGAUCCAUCAUUUGAAAGUUUAGUUAAAAUUCAAUUAAGAUUUUGUACUGAAGGUUAUUCAAGAUUGGCUCAAAUACAACAAUAUUUAGAUCCGCAAUCAAGAGAUGAAUAUGCCAAUGGAUUAUUAGAUGGUAAAAUUGAUGAUUUAUUAAUACAAAUGCAAUCUUUGGAAAUAAGUAGUCUUGGUAAAGCGUAA
Insectozyma verbasci is the source of this 798-nucleotide messenger RNA. NCBI's taxonomy places the organism in Eukaryota, Fungi, Ascomycota, Pichiomycetes, Serinales, Debaryomycetaceae. The record is from the annotation of a GenBank genome assembly.